AAACAUGAAUGUAGCCCUCAUCAGGGCCCUUUACCCUACGCGAGCAAAGCUCAACUCGGCGGUCAGUGCGCGCGCGCAGUCGACGGAAUAACACGCACAAUGACGCGCAUACUUAUCCUCCUGUUGUGUUUGUCCCGGACUCGAACCGCGUAUAUCACAGAUCCGCCAUCGUUCGCGGAACGUCUGGACAAGUUAUACGAAAAGUUGGAAAAGUUUACAGUCGCGCCUCAUAACAGAGACGACAGGCUCUAUGCAAAACUGGAAAAGUUAAACAGUCUAACCCCUGAUGCACAGCUUAGUGAGGAGGAUGAGAUCCUGUCGGCUAUUCAGAUGUGGGGAACCAUGAGCGACGAUCAGCUCCAGGAGGUGAUACAAGGGCUGCGGGAGAUGAAGGAAGACAGGAGCGAGAGGCUCGCCGAUGAUUACAUUGACGGCGAUUGGAAUGAUGAAGAUGAUCCAGACAGUGAGGGUGACUACGCGAACGAUGUCGGCGAGGAUUGGGAUCCACUAGAAGAUGACAUCAGCUCAACCUCGAAGCCACUGCUGGGCGUGACACCUUCCGCCUUCACCAGACUGGACAAUUACAGGCAUACCAUCGUGUCCGCUGUGGACCCCGUAGCUGCUACAAAGGAGAGACCCAGGAUUUUAGACGAUUCUUACUCCACAGCCGAGGAUCGGCUUGCUGUUCGCAGGGCAGCCCUUUCCAACAUUAGGACGGCACUGCGCUCAGGACAAUGCCUGACACCUCAGCCGCGGUGGCUGUCUGUGAGGAAGCUGGCCCCAGCGGCUGACACUUUGUACAUGCCCCCAUGUGUACAGCUUCACCGUUGCGCUGAAGACACCGGUUGCUGCCACGACGAGGCUCAGAUGUGUGCGCCAGUCGAUGGAAAACACAUAGUUCUAUCUUUUCUGUUAAAUAAAGCUGAUGGCAAUCUGACCACAGCCCGCAUGCUGUUCUUUAACCACACGAGAUGCGCGUGCGUCUCCAAGGACACACUCCAGAGCACUGCCAGGUCCCGGAUCGACAGACCUGUGCCGGAGAAACGGGAAGCUAGUGCUAGUGAGAGACAGAACGAUUGGAGACCUCCUACUGAAGAGCCGCCGUUGGAAAGAGAUGAAGAACAGGCCUCACCACAAUUACGAAGAUGUACCUGCCCAAAGCUGUUCAAGAACCGGAUAACUGACGACGUUUGCUCCUGCAACUGUGAUUGGCCCGUGGCCAGUCGCCGGCGCGACUGUCUCUCUCUCGCCCGUGGGAGGGAGCACUUCGGUUUGAGGGACAGAGUCUGUGUGGCUCAAGGAGACUGCAAUGUCCCGAGCUGUGAAUACGGUCCAUACGAGAGACACGCGGGACGAUGCCCCAUGAGGAGAUACAAGAGACGAUUUCAUUUAAGGGGGAGAUACCAGCCGAAAAGUGCGGCAUGAAUUAAUUAUAAGUUGUAACACACGUAUAGUCUAGAUAGAGUAGGGCUUUGCAGUGGAACCACUGAUCUCUUCUAUUUACCACUGGACUGGCGGCUGUCAAAGCGCUUUCGUGCCUGUUUGAUAUUCGCCAUUUGGGCGCUGUUAGCCAUAGCGAGAGUCUGCGGUACUAAAAACAGUGAUAACGACCUCAACUAAAUAAACAGCGAUAUAUGGUGGGAUAUAUGGUGGUUACGUUGAUUCUUAAAGUAACACGAAAAACGAACGAAACUUAAUUCAAAAUCCAAAAAUACUUCAGAGUAGAAUAUAUUUAACCUAUACUGUACGCUUUUCACGCAGCCAUUUGUAUUAUACGUCAAAAUUAGUUCUCUGGACGGUCGCGAGUGGCGCUUCAAAUAGGCACAAAAAAUUUGCUGUCAAACAUAUGGAACAGCCUGACCAGUGGUAUUUAUACAACAAUAUUUAUUUAACAGUCAGAUAUUUGACCGAGCGGUUUGUGAAUCAAGCAACAGUUCGAAUAGCUCCAUCUCGUUCACAUAAAAGUGAGCUUGAGCGAAAAGAAAAUAUACUCGACAUCGGCAGUAGCGGGUCAUUGGCCGAAAUUCUCUUGGCUUCGCGACACUAAUGUAAGGAGAAAAAUUGCAACCCUUCAAAUUCGUAUGCACGUAUUACUAAGUGCACCGUAUAUUAUCUAAGAACAAAUGCUUUAAUAAUUUUUAAAUGUGUUUAAUUUUUGAUAUCGCAAAUUAUUACGUAUAAAUCGUGACUUAUAAUGUACUGUUCUUACUUACCAAUAAAUGAACAAAGCGUGCAAGAAAGAAAGAAGAACACUUCUAACGGAGAUACAGCAAGAUAGAAUAGAAAAGCGAAUCUAAUGUUACUGUAACCGAUCUUGAUUGGCAAGUCGUAAACAGUCAGCUUCGCUUGGAAUUAGCUUAAUAUUUUGAAUAUCAAGCAACUAGCUAACACACACAUUGACAAAUAAAAAUUGUUCACAAGUUAUCAGGCUGUCAGGUCAUCCGUACGAUAGUAUGUUCAUAUAUAUGGUAUAUAUAUCGUAAAAUGAUAAUUCAUGGUAGUAUUUUAUUACAGGCUUUUUGUUAUAGAAUCAUAAAUAAAGCAUAAAAUAAUUAUAUUCAUCCAGUAAACCUACCUAUAAGUAUUUAAGAAAAUCAGGAACUAUAAAGUAACAUGUUUACAUAGUUAUUUAACUAAUAUUAAUGAUUGUACCCAAAGAGGAUGUAAAUACUACGUAAUGAGAGGCGGGACUGUCUAAGAAAACAUUGAAAUUUAAUUUUGUAUGAAACGUGCAGUGAUUUGACAUAAAUUUGAAAUAGUAAUUACAAUAUGGCGACCAAAUGUAAUCCGGCUAACUUUGAAAGCGAACAGUUGCCUAAAACGUAGUGGAUUAUAUUAUCUACAAGAUUAUAGCCGUCAUCUGUCAAUCUAUCAAUGACUGCACGUUGCAUAA
Leptidea sinapis is the source of this 2893-nucleotide messenger RNA. RefSeq lists its product as uncharacterized. Gene Ontology annotation, molecular function: growth factor activity. NCBI's taxonomy places the organism in Eukaryota, Metazoa, Arthropoda, Insecta, Lepidoptera, Pieridae. Gene Ontology annotation, biological process: hemocyte migration. The transcript has 6 exons. Gene Ontology annotation, cellular component: membrane. The record is from RefSeq and is a predicted model, not a curated record. The annotation marks the transcript as partial.